AUGUCCACUUCUCUUUCCGAUUAUCCAACAAUUUUAAAGCCUCUCGUUCCGUAUUUGCAGAGAGCCAACGAAUUUGAAAAACGUGCUCCUAUUGUGAGCUUUUAUUGUAGAACGUAUGCUGUUCAGUUGGGAAUUUCAAUUGUGCAAUCUCAAGAUCAAUCCGAUGAUGAAGCUACUCAAAUUUUAACGGAUUUGAUGGAUCGAUUGGAGCAAGACAAGGAACAAUUGAAUAUUGAAGCUCAGGAAUCUGAAGCAAAGGAUAUGGUAGAAAUGUUUGCUUUGAAGGUUUUUAAGAAGGCCGAUGAUGCUGAUCGAGAAGGAAGACACGAUACUCAAAUCGCAAAAUUGUACUAUGCAGCAUCUAUUCUGAUUGAAGUCACCAAGCAGUUUGGAGAUUUGUCAUCAAAUAUGGUGGAAAAACAAAAGUAUGCCAAAUGGAGAGCAGCUGAAAUUCAAAAAUCAAUUCGUACUGGUCAACCAGUUCCUCCCGUAGAAGAUCAACAAGCUGAAGACCAAGACGAUCAAUUACAAUAUUAUUCUAAUCAACAAAUUAAUCCUGGAGGUAACCAAAGUUCGGAAGAGGAUGAAGUUAAUAGGUAUUUACAAGAGCAGGAAAAUCAAUUGGCAAAGGAAAGACAAUCUUCAACACCAAGCUAUGAUUGGAACAACAACACAUUAUCACUGCAACAGACUCAAUUUAAUCAAUAUCAACUUCAACAACAGCAACCUCAGAAACAACAAAACGACUAUAUGAAUGUUUCACCAACAACAUCUUCCGAAGAAACUUCAUUCGAACAACCAAAGACGUUCAGCCAACUUCAACAACAAUUUAACACUCCGUCAUCAUCUUGGAGUAACCCACAACAACCUAAACAGGAAACGUCAUUCAAUACAUCACCUGCAUUCAAUAAUGCAUCUAGUAACAACAUCCAACCUUCAUCCUCAGCAAGUCAACAAUUAUCACAACAAAAGCCUACCACUCAACAACAACGAGCUACUACUGCUUCUCCUCCAACAAUUUCUCAGACUUCAUUGCAAUCAGGUACACCACCCCCACAACAACAUCAUGUGACAAGUCAUGUCACUACCAGCAGUGGAGGAAAUAAGGAAAUACCUCUCGAUAACAUGAUGAAAGCACAAAAGUUAUGUAAAUUCGCCAUUAGUUCGCUUCAAUUCGAAGAUGUGGAAACUGCCAGAAAGAAUCUGAUAGAAGCUUUAAAUUUAAUUAGUUAA
This is a messenger RNA of Naegleria fowleri, 1233 nucleotides long. RefSeq lists its product as uncharacterized. Gene Ontology annotation, cellular component: multivesicular body. Bases 1 to 1233 code for a protein of 410 amino acids. Gene Ontology annotation, biological process: late endosome to vacuole transport via multivesicular body sorting pathway. The record is from RefSeq and is a predicted model, not a curated record. Lineage: Eukaryota; Heterolobosea; Eutetramitea; Acrasida; Naegleriidae. The transcript has 3 exons.